AUGACCAACUCUUGCUGCUCCCCUUGCAGUCAGCUUGGUUGCUGCAGGACUACCUGCUGCAGACCAACCUAUGUGACCAGUUGCAGUCCAUCUCGAUAUCAGCCCAGCUGCUGUGAAACCACCUGCUGUAGGACCACCUGCUGUAAGCCAACCAGUAUAAACAGCUGCUGCCAGCCCAGCAUGUGUGAAACCACCUGCUAUAAGCCAAUCUGUGUAACUAGCUGCUGCAGCCCACCCUGUUGCCAGCCCAGCUGCUGUGAAACCACCUGCUAUAGGACCACCUGCUAUAAGCCAACCUGUGCAACAAAUUGCUGCCAGCCCAGUUGCUGUGAAACCACCUGCUGCAAACCAGCCUGUGUGACCAGCUGCUGUAGCCCAUCCUGCUGUCAGCCCAGCAGCUGUGAAACCACCUGCUACAGGACCACCUGCUGCUGUAAGCCAACCUGUGUGACCAGCUGCUGCCAGCCCAACUGCUGUGAAACCACCUGCUGCAAACCAACCUGUGUGACCAGCUGCUGCCAGCCCAGCUGCUGUGAAACCAUCUGCUGCAAACCAACCUGUGUGGCCAGUUGCUGCAGCCCACCCUGUUGUCAGCCCAGCUGCUGUGAAACCACCUGCUAUAGGACCACCUGCUGUAAACCAACCUGUGUGAUCAGCUGCUGCCAACCCAGCUGCUGUGAAACCACUUGUUGCAAACCAGUCUGUGUGACCAGCUGCUACAGCCCACCAUGCUGCCAGCCCAGCUGCUGUGAAACCACCUGUUGUAGGACCACCUGCUGUAAGCCAACCUGUGUAACCAGCUGCUGCCAGCCCAGCUGCUGUGAAACCACCUGCUGUAGGAGCACCUGCUGUAAGCCAGCCUGUGUGACCAGCUGCUGCAGCCCACCCUGCUGCCAGCCCUGCUUCUGUGAGUCCAGCUCCUGCAAACCCUGCUGCUGA
Molecule: messenger RNA, 939 nt
Organism: Mus caroli (Ryukyu mouse)
Lineage: Eukaryota; Metazoa; Chordata; Mammalia; Rodentia; Muridae
Cellular component (GO): keratin filament
Source: RefSeq, a predicted model, not a curated record